AUGGCCAGCAAUUCAGUGUUUAAAUACGAUGAGGCGAUGGGAAGCUUGAUGGCCAUCACAGCUGGCAUAUUCACCUAUAACUGGUAUAUGUUAUAUGGAGGAGCGCUAACUCGAGCCAGGCGCGCAUUUCUCAAUGUUGCAAAUGUGCUUGACACAUACCAGAUUUACAAUCGAAAAUACGGCCAUUUCUACGAAUCGGAUCCAGACACACCCGGCGACGCAGCGGAUACGUUUAAAAAAGCUGCAGCAUCGUCGCUUGGCGACAUUUUCAAAGAAAGCGGGCCUGCCACCAGCGAUGAUCGCAGCAGAUUUGAGGAGGUUAGAUGCGAAUGCGAUACUACUGCCAGCUCAGCUAACCUUCUAUAG
Gongylonema pulchrum is the source of this 366-nucleotide messenger RNA. Lineage: Eukaryota; Metazoa; Nematoda; Chromadorea; Rhabditida; Gongylonematidae. The record is from the annotation of a GenBank genome assembly.